UAAUUAAAUCAGCACCGCGGAAAGCAACAGCUGAAGCGCGCUCUGCGUCGAUGCUCAACCGUCCAAUCCCAGAGAACGCAGUAGAAUAAGGACCUCUCGAGACUGCUUCUGUCAACUCACAUCAUCUUGCAGACGGGCGGUCGAUUGGUCGAGGCGAUGUGGCAUUACGCACAAAACUUUCAUUCAUGAAACAAAUACAUUGUUCGGGGUCUUGCUUGGACGGCUUGCAAAACUUGUCUUAAACAUACUGAAAAACGACAGUUCUCUUCGUGGUUGGAUAAUUAUGUUUGCUACCGUUGGAAAAACCGGCUAAUUUAAAGAUGGAUUUCCUGAGUGGUAGUGGAGCGGGUCUCGGUGCUGGUCUAAGGUCGGAAACACCCGGGGAGGUCUCUAACGCGGACGAGGGCUCCGCUAUCCUCUUUCCUGGUUAUAGUUUUAAUUUCGCUGUCACGUUUAAUGAAUCUAACCAGUCCUCCAGCGGCGUUUUACUCACGGGGAAUUUGGGAGACUUUGUGGGAGAUGGGUCCGCUGUCUUGAGAAUCCUCAUAUCGAUCAUUUACUCGGUGGUCUGCGCACUGGGACUGAUUGGGAACCUUCUGGUGCUGUACCUCAUGAAGUCUAAACAGGUGUGGAAGAAGUCUUCCAUCAACCUGUUCGUGACCAGUCUGGCAGUCACGGACUUCCAGUUCGUCCUGACACUGCCCUUUUGGGCGGUGGAGAAUGCCUUGGACUUCACUUGGCUUUUUGGCAACGCAAUGUGUAAGAUUGUGUCAUAUGUUACUGCCAUGAACAUGUACGCCAGUGUUUUUUUUCUGACCGCGAUGAGCGUGGCGCGGUACUGGUCACUCGCCUCCGCGCUCAAGAGCAAGAGGCGGCGGCCCCGUUGCUGCACUGCGCGCUCCAUGACCAUUUUCAUCUGGUUCGCAGCGGUGUCCGCCGCUCUGCCGAACGUCGUUUUCUCCACAACUUCAGUCGUGUCCAACGAGGAACUGUGUCUUGUCAAAUUCCCGGAUAGUGCCGGAGACGCGCAGUUCUGGCUGGGGCUCUAUCACGCACAGAAGGUCCUGAUCGGGUUCGUAAUCCCGCUAGGCAUCAUAUCCGUGUGCUACCUGUUGUUGCUGCGCUUUAUUACGUCCAACAAUGUCAACACAUCCAGCGCCCGGAGACGCUCCAAGGUAACCAAGUCUGUGACCAUCGUGGUCCUCUCUUUCUUCCUGUGUUGGCUCCCUAACCAGGCGCUCACGCUGUGGGGCAUCCUCGUUAAACUGAACGUGGUCCAUUUCAGCUACGAAUACUACACCAUGCAGGCGUACAUUUUCCCGGUGACCGUGUGCCUCGCGCACUCCAACAGCUGCUUAAACCCGAUCCUGUACUGCCUGAUGCGGCGGGAAUUCAGGAAGGCACUGAAAAAACUGUUCUGGCAGAUAACGUCGCCCUCGGUGACCAACAUGAGACCGUUCACGGCGUCAACUAAGCCGGAGCAGGACGAGCAGGGACACGCGCUGGUGGUACCGAUUUGCCAGAGCUCAGCAGAACCGGUGGUGUUCUACCCCCCAGGGGUCGUAAUGUACCCCAACGGCAGGAACGAUCUGCUACCAAACAGCACGUAGGUUGUUUAUGCCAGGUCUGUUUGAAUGAGUAGUAUAAAGUAUAAAAGUCUAAAACAUUUUAAACCGUUUUAUCCAUACUUAUUUUACUUUAUCAAUUAGAUAAUGAACGUCCAUUUUUAUUUCAUCGCAUAAAAAAUGUAAACUACACGUUUUUAGUUUAAGAUUUUAUUCUUCCACAAAGUGAAAAAUUUGGCUUGGGAUUGAGAUUUCACCUGCAGCCAUGAAAGACAAGCAAUCGACAUAUCCAUAUUAGGGGCAGUGGCUCAGGGGGGAGAGGGUCACCCAUUAAUCGCUGUUGGUGAUUCGAUCCCUGACUCCAAGACACUUCUGAUGGGCGGCUCCUUGCAUGGCAGUUCCGUCACCGGAUGUGAACGAGAGGAAAAAUGUGAGGUGCCGCUAAAUGCAGUCCAUUUACCAUACAAAAAGUGUAUGAAGACAUACAGCAAGGACACCCUAAAGCAUCUAGGCCUAUAUACAAACAGACAAACACACAAAUAAGAGCAAAGAAUUGCUCUCACUUUUAUAAAAGCAAAUCUCCUCCAGUGUCUUCAUCCUUUAGGACAUCUAUUUAAAAGAUGUA
This is a messenger RNA of Osmerus eperlanus (European smelt), 2190 nucleotides long. It is a transcript of the gene rxfp3, whose product is annotated as relaxin family peptide receptor 3. The coding region runs from base 321 to 1610 and encodes 429 amino acids. The transcript has a single exon. Gene Ontology annotation, cellular component: external side of plasma membrane; membrane. Gene Ontology annotation, biological process: G protein-coupled receptor signaling pathway; immune response; cell chemotaxis. The record is from RefSeq and is a predicted model, not a curated record. Lineage: Eukaryota; Metazoa; Chordata; Actinopteri; Osmeriformes; Osmeridae. Gene Ontology annotation, molecular function: C-C chemokine receptor activity; C-C chemokine binding.